Molecule: messenger RNA, 4222 nt
Organism: Cheilinus undulatus (humphead wrasse)
Lineage: Eukaryota; Metazoa; Chordata; Actinopteri; Labriformes; Labridae
Gene: kcnk5a
Product: potassium channel, subfamily K, member 5a
Exons: 5
Coding region: 268-1848 (526 amino acids)
Biological process (GO): potassium ion transmembrane transport; stabilization of membrane potential
Cellular component (GO): membrane
Molecular function (GO): potassium ion leak channel activity
Source: RefSeq, a predicted model, not a curated record
ACGUGGAAACAGUACUACUACAGCAGCAGCUGCUCCACGCGCUCUCUGCUCCGUUCAUUACUUUUUAUUGUUAAUGUCGCGAGCCCAAUGCUGCCAGCAGCGGCACGUUCCUUUCAUUUUUUUCACGCGGAAGAAGGCACUUUUUGUAGACCUACAAACCUACUGAGAAUGAGUCCUGCAUAACUUCGGUAUUGUUGUUAUCUACCCCCCUCCUUCUUCUCUCUUCCCCCUACCCGCGCUCUCCAAGCUGAGCCAUUACACAGAAGUAUGGUCGAUAAAGGCCCCUUGUUGACUUCUGCUAUCAUUUUUUACCUGUCCAUUGGGGCAGCAAUUUUUCAAGUCCUGGAGGAGCCCAAUUGGAAGCAGGCUGCCAAGACGUAUAAUGCACGGAAGGAUAAAAUACUUGAAGACUAUCCUUGUCUGACGAAAGAAGAUUUGAACAAAAUAUUAGAGGUGGUAUCUGAUGCAGCAGGCCAAGGGGUCACAAUAACUGGCAGCAAGACCUUCAACAACUGGAACUGGCCAAAUGCUGUUAUCUUUGCUGCCACUGUUAUCACUACUAUUGGAUAUGGAAACAUUGCACCCAAAACCUCAGCAGGCCGUGUUUUCUGCAUCUUCUAUGGACUCUUUGGUGUGCCUUUGUGCCUUACUUGGAUCAGUGAGCUGGGAAAGUUCUUCGGUGGUCGUGCCAAGCACCUGGGACAGUAUCUCACAAAGAAAGGAUUCUCACUGAGAAAGGCUCAGUUUACCUGCACAGCUAUCUUUCUGCUCUGGGGUGUGCUGGUCCAUUUAGUUCUUCCACCUUUAGUGUUUAUGUCCCAGGAGGGUUGGUCAUAUAUAGAAGGCUUGUACUUCUCCUUUGUCACCUUGACCACCAUUGGCUUUGGAGACUUGGUAGCAGGUGUGGAACCAAACAAAGAGUACCCGACCUUGUACCGCUACUUUGUGGAAGUUUGGAUCUAUCUUGGCUUGGCCUGGCUUUCUUUGUUCUUCAACUGGAAAGUGCGAAUGGUGAUAGAAGCCCACAAGGCGCUAAAGAAACGCCGCAAGCUGCGUAAGCUGUCUCUGGAAGAGCUCAGGCAUUACAAAGAGUCUCACAAAGCUUCCCUUCGUUUGCCACCUACUCCUAAUGAUGUUAACAUCUUCAGCUUUCUGUCCAAAAAGCAAGAAGGCUACAAUGACUUAAUCAAACAAAUCGGCACUAAAAGAGACAGCCGAAGUAGCAGCAGCAGUUCCAAUACCACCAACAAAGCUAAGGAAAUGAAUCGCUCCAAGAGUUGCAAUGAUGCUCCUAUGUUUAAUGGUCACACAAUCCUCAGUCUUGAUCGUUCUCCACGCCAAAAGAGGCGCUAUAGUUUCAGUGACCGUGUCACUGUCGCUUUGUCAAAGUCCAAGAACUACCUCCUUGGCACAGACAAUGGAUCGCUGCUAACAGAGGACCAAGCUGAGGCGGAGCUAGAACAGGACCAAAUGUUUGAAAACCAGCUUGACAAGGAUGUUGACAUUGAGAAUGCAGGAAUGGGAGAUUGUGGAGCCAGCGGUCGAAGACCAUGGGACUCCAAAGACUAUCAUCCUCUCACAAUCCAAAAUGCAAAUAUCACUUUCAUAGAUGAGGAGAACUUUCUCAGCAACAACUUAGAGGGAGAAGAGGAUGACGAGGAUGAUGACGACGAUUCUAAAGCGAAGUUAUCGAUUACCACGUGUGACGAGAACAUUGAAACAAACUCUAAGGAAGAACAGAGCUCUGAAUCUGAAGAGUCUGUGUUCACUAGUGAUGGCUCAGAGCACAGCCACUCCUAUGAGAAACUUGUGGAGGAGUAUGCGAAGGAAGAAAACACAGACUCCUGAGCUUAGCUUUUAACUGAGUUUGAAUUGAAGUGUGCUAAUGUGAAAGAAAAUCAGAACUCCCAUUGAACUUUUGGAAUUCUGGAAAUGAAAGACUGCAAAGCCAUGAACAAAUUUCACAUGAAUGUUCCUUUUUCAAUUGUGAAAUGAAAAUCCACAGUUUGAGUAUCUUUUUAAAGUUUUUUUAACAAAGUCUUGAACAAAAUUCAAUUAACAUGGAGUAACGAGCAUAACCCUGUGAGUAUUUAUCAUCUGAUCUGUAUAUGUCUGUUAAAUGAUUUUGUGCCACAAAUUCAUUUUUUCCAAAACCAGUUGACCUAUCGCUAAGUCCCUCAGCUCACUUGGACAGUCAGCAUACCUUCUAAGUUAAGAGUUUGCAGUUUCGUGGGCUUUUACAAAACGUUUCACUACAAUUAACACUGAUAUCCAACAGUCAGAGAACAGAAAUACUGGGUUUUAAAGAUGAUAUGAUGAGCUAAUGUUAUGAAGCCGAAGCUGACCAUACCAUUGGUAGUAAACUGGCUUUCUUACAUUAACAUUAUGCAGCAAAGUUCACAGCAACUUGGUGUCUUGCCUUUGAACAAAUGUAGACACUUUUGCUGAUAAUCAGUGUUGCCUUUAUCUCAAGCCCAUCAUUUGAUAAAUUUCCAAUGUAUAACUGUAAAAAUUUCAACAAAACUGAGAAAUUCUAAAUUUCUAAUGCCUUUCUGUGGUCUGCAAGCUUGAUAUGCAACUGGAUUGGAUAUCUGCUAGAAAUGUGAUUGGCUUUUGUCAUUUGAGGGUGGGACUUAGCCAUAGGUCAGUUAGUCAUUUUUUCCUAUAGGCUGUUAAGAAAUUAUGAGUGGAAAAGUGCGUGAUUCUCCAUAGUUUCUACCAUGCAUAUUCACCAUAUUGGUGUUUUUAUAGUAUUUAUUAAAAUGAAGGACAAAGUAGCCUUUUAUUCAACGGCUACUUGGGCUUUUAUAUGCCUCCAUUGCACAAUUGCACCAAAAUUUGGACAGUUUAAAGUCCAGUAUCAGUGCAGAUUGUCUUUAAAACCUGAGCCACUUGUCCUGAAAGAAACUGAAGGGGGAACAAGAGCCAAUCCUCUCUUUUCAUUUCAUUCCUGUCUUUUUUGAGGUCCUGAUAAUACAUCUUUGAUUGCAUUUUAUGUCACUGCUCUAGAGGUCAUAUGCAUUAGCUACAACUAAGAGGAGGAAAAAUCAUUAAUGUUAACAACAGAAAAGUGUAUUUGUGUUUGUGUGACUCUCCAAACCAAGAUUUUUUGCCUUCUUUUAACUUCUGCUCCAAGAUUACUGUGGAAAAAAAUCAGCUUUUGAAAUAAUCAUCCCAUUGUGACAUGAUGUAAAUAACUUCUUGGAAUAGAACCCAGUUGAGUGGACCCAGUUGUUUUUUUUCUCCACUGGCAGCAUUUUAAGUGUCAAGCUGUGGCUUCUGAGCCCCCCUAGCAUGGCAGUGCAUAAUGUGAAAUGAAACUUUCUCAGCGUCAAUAUUCUCACAUUUUGUCUCUCUCUUUUUCACCCUUUCACUUCAUUGUGUUUGCCAUGUAAAUAUUGGCUCGGGGCCCAUCAGUAGCCACAAACAUGGCUCUGCUCAGGACGUGGCCUUGCUGCUGGUGUUUGCCUUUGGGGGCCUGUGCUGGCACAAAUGACUCAAGUAGCGAUUACAUCAGGUAGCCGAGGUUAAACUGCUGCAGAUCAAUACUCUCUUGACGUAGCCUUUUAGUCAUGAGGUUUAACAUCAGCAGUGUUGGUGCUCUCUUUUACUGUACAGUAUUCCCCUUUUCAUGUGGACACAAAACUGUAAACCUAGAGGGGCCAAAACAUGUCCAAAUAUUUCCAUACUUUGACAGGUUCUUUUCCUGCUCUCUCACUGCCUUUUGCACACAUUAAUAUGCGCACAAUAACUUAAACAGUGUUACUUUGAAUGGUAAAAUGGCAGUGUUUGCAGUAUCACAAUAGGGGAUUCUAGCCAGCUGGGCUAUAUCCAAUAUUUUUGCCUUCAGUUGCGUUAAAUGCCUUAAACAUACUGCAAAAAAGACAGUAUAAUUUAACAUCUGUUGAAUCUACUUGUAAUGACUAACUGUAAAGGAGUUUCUUUUUUCCUCUUCCUCCUCUUGUAUUUCAUCACCUUUAUGAGAGCAUUUCCUUCUUUCUCUCUUUUUCAUUGUUCUUCUCAAUGUGCACAUGCAGCAAUGUUAUAAAGCCACGGUACUUUUCUGGACUGAAUUUCAAGCAUGUUUCUACGUUAUUAGUACAACAGGUUGGGCUGGUUCAUUGUCCCAAGUUUUGCUCCAUUGUUUGAAAACUCCAGCAUAUUUUUUAUGUAGUUGUCUUUUUUAUGGUUAAAUUAUUCAUGUUUGUAAAGUUUGUAUAUG